GACGAGCCGCUACAUUUUGUUGAAUGAAUACAGUGUGUGAGUUCAGGUUUUGUUGGUAUGACUCAAGUUUGCUCCUGGACUGAUUCUAGGAUGAAGUUCAUGAAGCGAUACAGUGUGAAGAGUAGGUACUGGGUGCAUACAGCAUGACAUACUAACACAUAUAUGACAGCUGAAUUUUUCGUUUUUGCAUAUUUGUUUCUUAGAUCCAGCAGGUUUGCAUUGGCUAAAGUUUUGUAAUUCCAGCUAGUGCACUUUAGUGUGCUUUCUCAAGGAUUUGAUUAGCAUACCAUGCAUGCAGGGGUCUCUGUAGCUGCUUUUUUUUUUUUUUUUUUUGAAUGGAUUAUAUUUUAUUAGAAAUCAAUGGUUUCAGGUUCAGUGUAAUUCUACCCCUCUCACCACAGUAGAGCCUGGAAACUCCAGCAAUUUCCCUGAGACUGCUUUGCAGUGAGAAAAGCAAACAAACAAGAAUUGCCAAGCACUGACACAAGUGAAACCCCAGGCCAUCUGGAUGGAAAUGGAAGAUUUUGGAAAGAGAGGGCCAGACUGGGGAAUUAUUUUUCAAUCCAAUAACCAGUAGAUCAUCAUGACUUUGUUAAUAGCGUUGGGCAGGCUUGGAAAAAUGGGGCUGUUCUAAUAUGACCCAGUUGUUUUGGUUGCUACAAAAUAGCCUCUCAUUCCCAGACACACAGAGCACAAACACUAGACUAGGUGCUUCGGUUUAUUUUCUUUUCAUGUUAUUAUUCAGCCCUGUAGGCCAGAGUUUCAUACCGUUGUGCAUGCAUGUGUUUCUGUGUAUGUUUGCUUGUUGUGGUUCUUAAUGCAAAGCUUGUGUUGCAAGAAAUGAGAGUUCGGCGACACAUGGUACAAAAAAAAGUGUGGAAUCCCUUUACUAAAAUCUUUCUUGUAUGAUCUUUCAUGUAUUUAUGACUGUCUGCCAGAUCUUCCCAUAGUUAGAAAUAAAACACUCUCCUCAACUUCUCAUUGUGUAGGGUCUGGCAGCUGAUUGGCUGUUUUUGCUGUUGAAGUACUUUUGUUUUUUGAAUGAAAUGGUUUUCUCUGCAGCCUCUUAAAGCUUUGUGUUUUAUGGGCAUUUUUUUUUACACUUUAUUACUCAGUAAAUAAGAGGAGUUUAUAAAUCAAUCAGCAGAAAGUUUGUGCUGGGCUCUGCUCUGAUCGAUGUGAGGCUAAAGACAAGAGAUUAGAUACACACUUUUGGCUUAGCUUCACUAAUGAAUAACUCUGAUGACUGCGCGUUUUACUGUGUGCGCGUGUCUUAAAGUAAUACUAUAACAGGUGAUGGAUUGGUCCUGGUUUUUAUGGGGCUUUUUCAGGUUACUUAAGAUUCUGCUAUUUCUGUGUGUCUAUUUCAUUUUCUCUUUUUACACUUGAUCUGUUCGGACUUGCAAUUAUCUUGAGCUUCUAAGUGAUACCAGUAGUAUUUAGAUCAUGUUUGAUACUGCAAGUCUGUGCUAUUGUCUGUUUUAAGAAUAGCUUCUGGCACAAAAGAUAAGAAUCUAUGUUCCACUAUGUCUAAGGAAGCUUAGCUGGUAACAUUGCCAGCUGGUUGAGAUUUAUCUUUAAGAACCACAAGGAGAGAGACAGAUCUUCUCCUGGAGCACAUGUAGAUUGUACUGACCAAUAAGAAGAUGAAUGUAGACAUAACAUACAACACGGGAAAUGUAUAAGAAAUUCUACAUUUCCAUUUUAGGAAUAUAGUUAAAUUUUAUACAGUAACCAGUUUGGAAUAUGAUUCAUAAACCAGUAAGAUAUUCAUUGACUGACUGACUGUGCCAAAUUGUGUUUCAAACACCAAGCAAUCUUUUACAAUUUUCAGUCUCCUUAACUUAUUAUUUAGAAAUUUUAUAGAUGUUAUGAUAAGGAGAAAUGCUACAGUGGUGAUAUAAUGAACCUGGCACUGGCCUGUCUAUCCCAGGGGGGAUAUGAACCUCAGUUUGGGGAAACAAAGGCAUCAAUAUCUAAGGCUCCCUAUGAAGGUUUUUCAGUCCAUGCUCAUUGCACACAGUGUGCUCUUCUGAUAACCUCAUUAUCUGCCCUCAUCCCACUGGUUACUUCUUCAUUUUUCAUUUUAUGUCCAUGGAGAGUUUGGACUGUUAUGUUGCGUUAUCAGUUCUCAUGUUGGCCCAUAAAUCUCCAGCUGGAAACUUUGCAUGAUGUAAUAGCGGAGAAAUCCCGUCUGGCUGUUGUACUGGUGGUUUCCUGAAAUCACUAUGUGCCUUCAUAUGUGACAACAAAACCUGGGUUUGUGUGCUUUCCUAGAGUGUUGUGGUUGAGCUGUCACCUUGCCACACCAGAGAAGUCACAGGAAAGAAUGUGGUCCUUGAGGGUGAUUUGCGCUCUGUUUCUCUCUUUUGUGCUUCAAGAUGUUUCCUAUUAAUGUCUUGUUUGAUUCUAAAGCUAAGUCAUUUUUUAUUUAGAUAGAACUAAUGCUGUUUUGCCAAGUGCUGUAGGCCCUGAAAAUAGUUACCUUUCAGCAAACAUUAACCCAAGUCUAAAUAAGUAAAACUUGGAUGUGUUAAAGGCCGCCCCCUUCUUUACCCUCUCUGACCCCAGAACACACUAUCCAGUCGGCAUGUUCUGUGUAAGAGGAGAUGAGCGCUCCAGAUUUGUUGUUGUAUGGUAACAUAAGUGGGUUAGGAGGGGAGCUGAGAGCGUGAUAAGUUUUAUGCUUGUGGCUGUGUGUGAAUGAUAAUGUGCUAUUUGGUGCCAUUUGUUUGUGUUUAUGUUUAUGCAUCUGUUCGUGCCUGUGUUUGCCCUAGCAUGUGUGUUCUCAUGCUACACUUGUCUACUCUGGCUGUGGGGACCUUCUUUUCAGGUCCACAGUUGCUCUCUAUUGACCUGGUAUAUCUGCGUCAGUAUCCGUCCAUCAGUCUCUUGCUUUUCCUCUAAAUGUGCUGCUUUUUCAAGCUUUCUCUCACUUACUUGUUGUCCAGACGUGACUGUCAUUGCUCACUGUUCUGUCCUUCCUCAGCCUCGUCAACUAUUUCUUGUUUACCUAUUAGCAGUGACUUAACCUCACUAUUCCUGCCACUUCCCAUUCCUUCUUCAGCCUGUUCCCAACCGUUACUCUCACUUCUGGUCUUCACUCUAAUCACAUUUCAUAUUUGUUACAUUUUCUAGGGACUUCCUCUUAAUGGCUUGAGUCUAUCAAAUCAGUAAAAUAACAAAAUAUCAAAUCAAUAAAAAGCUAUAGAUUGAGACUGUUUGUUUUUGGGUAGAAAUUGAAUUCUGGUGCUUUUCUCAGCCUGAUGCUACACCUCAUUUUGAGGAGAGUCCUUUGUCAUCUUUGUCACACCUUCACUUGGCAGACUUGUGGAUGGUUGAUGAGAACGAGUAAAGGGAAAUGGGAGAGGAGAAAGAUUGAGUUGGUGAGUCACUGUCCAUAAGGAGGGUAUUGCAAACAGUUUGUAGCAGGCAUUGUCUCUCGGCACACAUAUAAAGUGCUGGAUGCCCUGUUGCAUAAGCUUAUUUUAUUAUUAUGUUGUUGUUUUUUCAAGUGUCUGUAUAUGCUGUGCAUCAAUUGUAAACUCCCCAGUGAUUGGUCAGUUCUCCAUUAUCCCUCAGGUUUUAUCUAAAACUGUUGCGAUUUGAUGUCACUAAACAUGGCAUUGGCUGUGGGCCAAAUAAGUAUCAAGUAAUUCAUUGAGUUUCCAAUAAUAUGAAGCAUGCUGUUGAUGUGGAAGGCUGUAAAAUCAAUACAGGUCUGAAGAAGCUGUUGAGGUACAAUGAGUCACCAGAUUAUGUAGCAGAAAUCUCAAGCCUGAGCUCUAUUCUUGGCUGCUUUACGUGUGGUUUAGUGGUGGAAGUAAACUGAUAUUCUACCACAUGUCUGUGUAGUGAUCCCUGGCCUCUCAAACAAAGUGAUUCCCCAUACAGUAAGUCUGCGGGCAAUAAAAAUUGGCAUUCAUUAGGACACUGAAGAAUCUCCCAGUGUAACUGUUUUCACUAAGACUGAGUGACUGGUGCAAGUAUAGAAAUAAAUGUAAUUAUUUUAUAUAUCCAUUUUCUUACACUUGCACAAUUCAGGGUCAUAGUUGGAGCCUAUUCCAGCUGUCCACCCAGACAGGUCACCAGUCUAUUACAGAGAGGCAGAUUUCCAUUCAAGCUCACAAUCGCACCAAUGGACAAUUUAGAAUCACCAGUUAACCAAACGUGUUUGGGUGGUGGGAGGAAACCGUAGUGCUCUGAGAGAACCCUUGCAAGCAAAGGGAGACGAUGCAAAUGUCACACAGAAAGACCUCCAGUCAACCAGUGGUGUCAAACCAGGAGCUUUUUGCUUUGAGGCAACAAUGUUAACCACUGGACCAACAACUCUCCCUGAAUAAUGCAAGUGAUAGCAAAUGCCACAGUCUAUGCCAGCACUCAGAAUGGUUUAAUAUUAGGAAAUAGGUGAAACAAAUAGGAAGGUGGUGCCACUAGACAAAAAUCCAAAAGUAACCUUUCAGCAUAUAAUAAAUCGAGUUGUCUAAGAGGAGUUUUUACUCCUGCAACUGCUUUCGGCUCUGUUCUGCCCCAUGAUAGGGAAACUUUGGCCAAUCUGAUCUUUUCUGGAAAAGAACAGUCAAAUAGUGUGGCGUAGUAUGAAGAAAAAGUUUGGGUAUAAAGCACCCCACUAUGCAGUGGGCUAAGGAGAGGGCAUUCUUAGAGGAAAGCUGGAUUUGAUUUCUUUGUAAAGCCAUAAGUCAACAUUGGCAUUAUUUUAAUACAUACCAACACAUACAUAUCAAACCGGCAGGGUGGAAUGGGGCUCAGAAGAGAGAAGGAAAAGCUGUGGAAGGCGGGGCAUCUACUUUCAAAUUCUGGUCCUUUCCUAGAUUGCUGCCAACAGGAACUCUAAUUUAUUUUGCAAAUAAACCAGUGGAGCUCCACCAGAUUCUUUUAUUUGUGGUUGUGUCCACUUUUCAGUUAAGGCAACCCAGAGCAAAGGUAUGUUUUCUUGCAAUGCUCUAUAAAUUAUACAGAUUUAUAAACAUUGCUACUGAUGAAUUGCUGUUUCCAUUCCAUUAAAAAAAUAAUGAAUUUUGACAGAUUAGUUAAAUGUUUGUGUCUUUCAACAAGUGGAUGUAUGUAAAAGAUUAAGCUCAGAUGGUUACACAAAGCAAGAGAUAGAAAGGAGGGAGGGGAGAAAAAGACAGAGAGAGAGCGAGAGAGAGAUAGAGAGAGGAAAGACUAAGACGGAAAGUGAGAGCCAGACUCACUGAGACUCUGGGGGUUUUUUUCAGUUAGCUGUAUCAGGGUAGUAAGACUUGUCUGGUGUUGCUCCACCUCACUCCUUACUCACUGUCUGGAAUCAGGCCUGACUGUGAGGGAAUAUAGGAACGUCUUCAAAAGGAGGUCCAGUGUGUGAUGAGCCAGCAGAGGGGAAGCGGAAAGGUCGUCCUAAAGCAGAAAUGCAGGAACUGAGAAGCAUCCCUGCCCAUAUGAUAGUACAAUGGAAGGAAGAGUUUAAGCGGCGCUCCAGGGUAAAAUGUCCGUGUUCAGGCUGCUGGUUAGAGUUUCCCAGCAUCUAUGGCGUCAAGUACCACUAUCAGCGCUGCCCGGGGGCCACCGUAGCUGAAAAGCUGAGUCAUGGCUGUCCCUACUGUGAGGCCGUGUUUGCCACAAAGGUGCGUCUGCAGAAACACAAACUGUGGAAUCAUCCAGAGAGAGUCAGCAUGGAAACCAAGGACGAGCAACCUAAGCUUCAAAAGACUUUUGUGAAGUCCAGCGCUAAGAAAAGGCCCAUGGAGAUCAGUCCCCCCUCUCCUGUGUUCUUCAAAGUGAAAAAGACCCAUGACGUGUCCACACCCUCUCAGAAUGGGGAGCUGGCCUACCAGAAAAAUGAGAGGAAACAGCACAGCCACAGCCAGCCUUCACAACAAAUUCACCAGACCCUGCCAGUCCAGCCUCACUCCCAGCAAUCUCAUUCCCAAAGCACGUCAUCUGAUGCAGGGGGAAGUGAAAGCGAGGGGGGCAGCCUUCCCUCUUCUUUUCCUGACGAAGACCCAGAGCGAAUGAAGCACAGACGAAAGCAGAAAACACCUAAGAAAUUCACUGGAGAACAGCCCUCAAUAUCUGGAACUUUUGGAUUGAAAGGUAUGACUAAGGUAGAGGAGAAGCUGAAGGCAGGCCGUGUGAAGAGACCAGAGGGGAGUGGGUUCAUUGAGGAGGCUCAGAGAAGACCUUCGUCAGUUCAGCCCUCCAGAAAAGACUCGGCCACAACAAGCUCUGGAGCUGUUCCUGACACUCAGUGGCAGCGAGCAAUCUCAGAGAGAGGUGAAGUGGUGUGUCCCACUUGCUCCAUCGUUACCAGGAAAACAAUCCAUGGCCUCAAGAAACACAUGGAGAUUUGUCAAAAGCUCCAGGAUGCCCUGAAGUGCCAGCAGUGCCACAAGCAGUUCAGGUCCAAGGCCGGCCUCAACUACCACACCAUGGCCGAGCACAACAGCAAGCCCUCAGGGAGUGAAGGCCAGACGGGCAACGAGCAUGAGGAGAGGGAAAGGCUGCGCCGAGUGCUCAAACAAAUGGGACGAAUCAAGUGUCCCAGUGAGGGCUGUUCAGCCCACUUUUCCAGUCUGAUGGGCUACCAGUAUCACCAGCAGCGUUGUGGAAGAGAGUGUUCUGACGAUGCGAAGCCUGUGUUUCUGUGCCAGCACUGUGGAAAAAGCUACCGCUCCAAGGCUGGCAGAGACUACCAUGUACGCACCGAACACUCCCCGGCCAUCACCACCACACUGACAGCCGCAGCCACCACCAACCUCAUGGAUAGUAUCACUGACACCAACAACAACACUGGCAAGGAGAGGGUCUUACUGUUCCUUCAGGUGAUCUCUGAAGAAUCUCCAACAGGAGGUAAGAAGGAGCAAAGCCAAACUGAAAGGAAACGGUGGCAAGAGAAAGCCCCAUCCAGCCAUCCUAAGGAGAAGGACAGAGGCGCUAGAGAGAAAGACAGGGAAAAGGAAAGGGAGCAGGAACAAGGUCAACAAAAAGCAGCACAGAUUGAGAGACAGGGGGAGGACUUUGAAAGGACCCCCAGUGGCAGGGUGAGACGGCGGUCAGCUCAGGUGGCGGUGUUCCACCUGCAAGAAAUAGCUGAGGAUGAGCUGGCUAAAGACUGGGGCACAAAACGCCGCAUCAAGGAUGACCUGGUUCCUGACAGCAAGAGGUUAAACUACACCCGCCCUGGCCUCCCCAACUUCAGCCCAGAGCUUCUAGAGGCUUGGAAAAACCAAGUCAAGGAGAAGGGCUUCAUCUGCUGCACAAACGAAAACUGUGAAGCUGUCUAUUCCAGCGUGUCAGGACUAAAGGCCCAUCUCGCCAACUGCAGCAAGGGUGGUGGCGAAAUGGGGAAGUACACCUGUCUGAUCUGUCAGAAGGAGUUCAGCUCGGAGAGUGGCGUCAAAUACCAUAUUAGCAAGACACACUCACAGAACUGGUUCCGUGCAGCUGCCAGUCAAGUUGUGUCCAGUAGCAAAACUAAAGUCCCAGAGAACAAUGGGAUAAAGGCCGAAGUGAGGAACGGAGCCACGACUGGUAAAAAGAGGGGCCGUAAACCAAAAGAGCGCCCCCCUGUGAAUGUACCUCUCGAAACAAAAACUGAGGCGCUUACCACCCAAAACUCAACCCCUGCCGCGACUCUGUUCUCUGGCACAGCACAGCCCCCAACUCUGUUCCCUGACCCAACGGACAGUGAUAAUUCAGGCCAAAACAGACAGCCAAUUCCCUCCGCCACCAGAAGAAACAAACCCAAGAGGCUGUUACUGUCCGACUAGCUCUGCUUUUGUUGACCUAGGAGCCCAAGAGGAUUCUUUCUUUAAAUAUCUGCCAGGAAGCUUAAAGACAUUUCUAGCGCUACAAGAACUUGGCACUGAGAAGAAAGCCAAAAAUCAACCAAUAUGAAGUAAAACCCAGUCUUCAAAUCUUGGUUUCGAACCCCCCGAGAUAAUGUGUAUACUGUUGUACUCAGAACAGUAGUGUUUUAUUUCCCCAUUCCACUUUUGUCUCCCAUUUAAGGCACAUUUUUCAAUUUCUGUACUCACAGCAGGGGUGUCAGUAGUAAUCAAAGUCCUGACCUAAACAUAGAUUUUUUUUUUAAACAGAGUUAGUAUUCUAAAUACCAAUGGAGAGUCAUUUUCUCUGCAAGAUUUGUGUUGUGUUUGAGAGGUUUUAAAAAGGAUAUUCUAUUAGCAUGGUGAAGUCAUUUAAUAAUAGCUAGUGUUUUCACAUUUUUUCACAGAUAUACUGUACUGUGUACAUGAACAAUAUCUAUAUCUAUAUCUAUAUACUCAAAGCAAUGAUGCCAUCCGUCAUUUCCAAGCCUGAAACAUCCAAUUGGAUCAUAAGCGGUCAGAAUUUUUUGCAGUGUGUGCUUUAGUGCAAUGUUGUUUUAAUAUAGUUUUUUUUCUAGUUUGACUUUUAUUGUUUCUUGCUUUUCAUGUUUUACAUAAGCAAAUGUCAUAUAAGCUAAAAUGUUUGUAAGUUGUUCAUGUUUCACAUUAUUUUUUACAGUUGUUACUUCCAAGGAUUUUUUUUCACAUGACUGUGAACAGUAUCUGCUUUGACAACCAUAAUUAAGUGUGAAAAGAUUAUUUCCAGACUGGUUUUACACGGAAGUUGCGAAGCAGAAUACCCAGAAAAGUGACUGAUAUUUUCAUCUGUAAGGCAUACUGCAACUUAGUUGCUAUUAGAAAUAGAAAGACACGUUUAAUUGAAUUUAAAAAAAAAAAACAACCAGGAAAAAAAUGUUGAAACACUCUAAAAUCGGUCUAGCAAAGCUAAAUGUUUGACAGGAGGAAGAAUUCUGUGUGAAGCUUGUUGCACCAUUGCAGCACAAUCAAAUGAUGAGGCCACGUUUUGGCUACUGCUUUAGCUUGAAUCAAAGCUGAGGAGGGAAUUUUAAAAAUAUACUAUCUUUUCUAGAGAGGUCCAGGAUAAUAAUCUUUUAUUAAACAGAAAAACUGCUAAUUAAGAUUCACAUAUAAUAAUGUAAAUGAAUGAAUUCUUGAACGCUCAAAGUUAUUGCCUUGCACUUUAACCUUUAACCCUUCCUGCUCCCCUCUUGUAGUUUUGCACUCCAGAACUAUUCACCCUAACCUAGUGGCUGUCUGGUGCAGGAGUGGGAUUUUUGUUUGUUUGUUUUUUUAAACUCUGGUGGUAAACUAGAGAAAGAGACUAAGUUUGUCAUGAGCAACGUGACUGACACUUUCUAUAUUGUAUCUGAAAUCCAACGCAAUGGUAUAAUUAUGAUUCACCUCACAAAGCCAUAACUGGUCUUAUUGAAGUUUAGGGCUGCUUAGCCACUUAAUGUUAGAUUAGCUUAAAAUAUAUAAAUAUAUAAACAAAAUAUUAAAUGACUUUUCAAAAUCUAAAAGAUUAGAGAAUAUUUUCACUUUAACAUGUUGAAAGUAGAUACUUGAAUCCACAGUUGUAUUAACAAUUUGAGCAAAUUAAAACUCCAUGAAUAUUUGAUUUAUAUUUGAAGUUUAUGUCCAUGAAAAUAACGACUUGCUUGCUUAAAAAAAUACAGAUCAUAAAUCUAUUUUAUAUUCUAUGGUGUGUGUUACUUAGAUAGCAAUCUGAUAGCUUUGGAUAAAAUUAUGUGAGGAUAUUCUGGUGAGAUAAUAAGGGUGCUUUACUUGCCACUCUACCUUAAGGGCCUGAUACAACUCACUCAAGUCCAUAUUAUCCUUACUGGCAAGUCCUCUGAAUUUUGCAUCAUAAUGUCAAUGUCAUUAAAAUCAAGCACUGAUGUCAGCAGAACAUUUUCAAGAAACAUUGAAUUUGAAAUGUGUGUUUUUCCAGGUGGUUUCAUUCCUACGCUGUGACUUUUUAUAACGUAACGCAAAGAUUCAAUCUGAAUUCCUCCAUUGCUAAUCAACUGAUGGAGUUAAUUCAGGUGGGGAUGAUUAUGCACGUGUCUCUGUCAUGGGGAUGGACCUUUAUCUUCUACCUGGGUUCAGAUGACAGAGAGGAUAAGAUGAACAAGCACUGAGUGGUCCUCGGACCUUUUCAAUAUGAGUUGUCCAGACUUUGUGUGUGUGCGUGUGUGUGUGUGUAUUAAACAGUUAGCACCUUUUUUUGUAAUGACUGGAUGUCAGAAAUAGUAACACUUUUGAGUGUUAUGCUGUGGCACAGAAUCAGUUCAUCAGCUGCUUGUUACUCGUUUCAUUAAUGACGUCACAUUGACUGUGUUUACCUGACGAGCUUUGGUGUUGCAAUAUGAUAGUUUAGCACUGCUUUUAACAGUGGGUAUUUUAUAUUUUAUCACACCCUUUACUAUCUGUCUUCCUAUGAUGUGGAAAACACAUAUCUAUCCCGCAGUGUGAGCUAACUGCAACAUGUUUAGAGAGUACAGCAAUACACCAUAUUUAGCUGAUUUUGUUGGCUUGCUGAUAUUUUGAUAUCGAUGUGUCUUCUCGAAAUUGUAUGGCUUUUUUUCCCACUCCCCUUCUUUUAUUAAUUUGCUUUAAAAAAAAAUGCUUUUUACAUAUGAUGAAAUCUACACAAAAAAGGUUGAGAAACUUUGUAGACCACAAACAACAUUGUAGGCCUGAGUGUUGGCAUACACUGUUAUUUGAUCCAUUUUGACGAUGCACAUAAAUUGAGCUUUUUCAGUACAUGAUGGCAAGCAGAUUGAGAGAGUCCUUUUAUUAUUAUCUAUUCAGUAUGGGACAACAAGGCAUAUGUAUGUGUGUUUGUUUCUGUAUUUAGUGCACUUACUAUACCAUGAAAUAGGCUUGAAAUAGGAGUGUUGUUGGAGCUUUCUAGUUACCUGGACUGUGUGUGGUGUGACUUUUGUACCUGGGGAAACAGCAGGCUCAAGUGUCUUCCCUUUGUCAGCAAUGUUAUUUCCAAAACCAAGAUUAUUCCUUAGAAAUUCCCCUAGACAGCUGAAGAAGUUUACACUUUUUAUUUGGUGGUUUGUUUUGUAUGCUACCUAGUUCAAAAGCAGGAAAUGGCAUCCAGCUCUGUUGUUGGGGUCAUUGUGAUGAGUUUUAAGAGAUGAUGUUGUAGCUCAUAACUGUUUAUGGUAUAUAGGUAACAAAUUAAAUGAGACUAAUGAUGUAUUAAAGAUUUCCAUAUCUGAAAUUAAGCUGUAUAGUACCUAACAUUGGAGGAUUCAACACCUCCUUUGAGUCUGAACUGUUACAAUUUUUUCUCCCAAACUUGUUGUAUUACCUGUGCAUUAGUAUCCCUUAACUAAUUAAUAAAAGUUUGUUGACUAAA
Messenger RNA from Haplochromis burtoni (Burton's mouthbrooder), 11223 nucleotides. RefSeq names its product zinc finger protein 512B (gene znf512b). Lineage: Eukaryota; Metazoa; Chordata; Actinopteri; Cichliformes; Cichlidae. Bases 5409 to 7769 code for a protein of 786 amino acids. The record is from RefSeq and is a predicted model, not a curated record. Gene Ontology annotation, molecular function: zinc ion binding. The transcript has 16 exons.